CUUUGAUUUAAACUCCUUUGUUUGUGUCUCUAUGACGCCGGCCAUUUGAAUAUAAAAAACUCCGUGACUCCAGUACUGCAAUCGACGCCAUUUGGUCAACGAUGAGAUCAUCUCGUCGGCGAUUCCUCUUUCUGGUCUUCGCCGUUGUUCUCUUACACUCAUCAUUCCGGACUUCUGCGACCCAUUUGAAACCGGAGGUAAUUGGUCCUCUUGGUCAGCGGCUUUUGGAGGAUGCGAAGUCGCCGGAGUUUUUUAACUGGGUUAGAAACAUUCGCCGGAAAAUCCAUGAGUAUCCGGAGCUAGGGUUUCAAGAAUACAAGACGAGUGAAGUGAUAAGAGCAGAGCUCGACAAGCUUGGCGUCGAGUACACAUGGCCGGUGGCGGAGACCGGUGUUGUUGCCACCAUUGGUUCCGGCGAACAGCCAUUCUUUGCUCUCCGAGCGGAUAUGGACGCUCUACCAAUCCAGGAACUAGUCGAUUGGGAUCACCGGAGCAAGAUCGCCGGAAAAAUGCACGCCUGUGGCCACGAUUCUCAUGUAGCAAUGCUACUUGGAGCUGCUAAAUUGCUCCAAGCGAGGAGACACAAACUCAAGGGCACCGUGAAACUGGUUUUCCAGCCCGGCGAAGAGGGUUUCGCCGGAGCUUAUCAUAUGCUAAAACACAGUGCACUGGACAACAUCAAAGCCGCCUUUGCCCUCCACGUUUAUCCGUCGUAUCCGGUGGGUGUCGUAGCUUCACGGCCAGGUCCGGUGUUAGCCGGCGCCGGAAGGUUUACAGCAACCAUUAAAGGUACCGGUGGACAUGCUGCAACCCCACAGUUAUCGAAAGAUCCGAUUCUUGCAGCAUCAAUGGCGGUUGUUGCUCUACAACAGAUUGUAUCUCGCGAAACAGAUCCACUUGAGUCCAGAGUUGUGACGAUCGGAUACAUUAUCGGAGGGAAAGCAGACAAUGUGAUUCCAGAGAGUGUAAAAAUUGGGGGAACAUAUCGAAGCUUGUCUUCUCAAGGUCUUAUAGACACCAAAGAAAGGAUUAAACAGGUGAUAGAGACGCAGGCCGGCGUUCACCGGUGCGAAGCAGAACUGGAUUUCAUGGAUGAAACGCCGCUGCCGUACCCGGUGACGGAAAACGACGAAGGAUUAUACGAACAUGCAAAGACGGUGGCAGAAAUCAUACUCGGAAAACCCAAUAUGCAGGUGCUUCCGGUGACGAUGGGUGGUGAAGAUUUCAGUUUUUUUACACAGAAAAUGCCGGCGGUUAUGUUCGUGAUAGGAAGCAAUAACAAGACGCAAACACCGCCGGAGCAUUUACACUCGCCGUAUUUUGUUAUUGAUGAAGAGGCGCUCCCGAUUGGAGCAGCUUUUCAUGCUGCGGUGGCGAUUUCUUACUUGGAUAGACAUGGUGGUGGUGGUGUGAUUGAGCGUGAUGAGUUGUUUUCCAUGCGUGGGAAAUAA
Lactuca virosa is the source of this 1451-nucleotide messenger RNA. Lineage: Eukaryota; Viridiplantae; Streptophyta; Magnoliopsida; Asterales; Asteraceae. The record is from the annotation of a GenBank genome assembly.